AUGGUGGAGACCGUAGCGGACACCCGGCGGCAGAUCACCAAGCCACAGGACCUGAAUGACGCCUACGGGCCGCCCAGCAACUUCCUCGAGAUCGAUACAAAUCUUCCUAUCUUCAAGCUGAAGGAAUCUACUGUUAGAAGAAGAUACAGUGACUUUGAGUGGCUUCCAAGUGAACUAGAAAGAGAGAGCAAGGUUGUAGUUCCCCCACUCCCUGGGAAAGCAUUUUUGUGGCAGCUUCCUUUUAGAGGAGAUGAUGGAAUAUUUGCUGACAAUUUCAUCGAGGAAAGGAAGCAAGGGCUGGAACAGUUUAUAAACAAGGUCGCUGGUCAUUCUCUGGCCCAGAAUGAACAUUGUCUAAACAUUUUUUUACAGGAUGAAAUAAUAGAUAAAAGCAAUACUCCAUCUAAAAUAAGACAUGCCUGAGUUUGGAAAGAAGAGGCAAAACGAGACCAUUAAUGAUUGCUCCACACCAAUGAAGAAGCUGUAACUCACUUAGCAUGCUG
Chionomys nivalis (European snow vole) is the source of this 503-nucleotide messenger RNA. Its product is annotated as sorting nexin-3-like. The transcript is spliced from 2 exons. The coding region runs from base 1 to 423 and encodes 140 amino acids. Gene Ontology annotation, molecular function: phosphatidylinositol-3-phosphate binding. The record is from RefSeq and is a predicted model, not a curated record. Lineage: Eukaryota; Metazoa; Chordata; Mammalia; Rodentia; Cricetidae. Gene Ontology annotation, biological process: late endosome to Golgi transport; endocytic recycling. Gene Ontology annotation, cellular component: early endosome membrane; retromer complex.